Pseudophryne corroboree (corroboree frog) is the source of this 939-nucleotide messenger RNA. RefSeq names its product olfactory receptor 4E2-like. Lineage: Eukaryota; Metazoa; Chordata; Amphibia; Anura; Myobatrachidae. Gene Ontology annotation, cellular component: membrane. The transcript has a single exon. Gene Ontology annotation, biological process: G protein-coupled receptor signaling pathway. Gene Ontology annotation, molecular function: olfactory receptor activity; G protein-coupled receptor activity. The record is from RefSeq and is a predicted model, not a curated record. Bases 1 to 939 code for a protein of 312 amino acids.
AUGAAUUCUACAAACCAACACAAGAUUCUGGAAUUUACCCUCCUUGGCCUGGCCAGCUUUCCUAAACUAAGUAUCCCAUUGUUCAUUCUCUUGCUCAUUGUCUACAUUCUGAUACUGCUUGGGAAUCUACUGAUCAUAGUAACGGUACAUUUUGAGGCACGUCUCCAUUCAGCCAUGUAUUAUUUCCUUAGUAAGCUAUCUGUUGUAGACCUGUGCUAUGCAACAGUGACUGUUCCUAAAAUGUUAGUCGAUUUUCUUUCAAAGAGAAACACCAUCUCCCCCAAUGCCUGUAUUACACAACUUUUUUUUUUACACUUCUUUGCAGGAACAGAGUGCAUCCUUCUUACAGUAAUGGCAUAUGACCGCUACGUUGCCAUAUGUAACCCACUACGAUAUUCUAGUAUUAUGAACAGCACUGUCUGUCACUUGCUUGAAGCUGUUUGCUGGGCUGCAAGUUUCAUUCACUCCAUUAUCCAAACAAUUUUAACAUGUCAAUUGAAGUUCUGUGGCCCAAACACAAUAGACCAUUUUUUCUGUGAUAUCCAUCCUUUGUCUGUAUUAGCCUGCUCAGAUAUUUUUCUUAUUGAAGUAGUAUUUGUUGCAAACAGUGGGAUGAUCUCUGCAGUUUGUUUUAUUGUGUUGCUAAUAUCCUACGUGGGAAUUAUCAACACCAUAGUAAAAACUCGAAGUGAAGGAGGGCUGGGAAAAGCAUUUUCCACAUGUGCCUCUCAUCUAAUUGUAGUCACUCUGUUUUUUGGACCUUGCGUUUUUAUCUAUUUGAGACCCGCUGUAUCAUACGCAGCAGAUAAAACGGUGUCAAUAUUUUAUACAGUUGUAACACCCCUAUUAAAUCCUAUUAUUUAUACUCUAAGAAACAAAGAGGUAAAAACAGCCAUUAGAUCAUUCCUGGAGAAAAAAAUAUUUCGAAGAAAAAAAUAA